AUGCCAUGUUCAUAUAAUGAUCUCAACGUGCUAUAUCGAUCACCUCUUUUAGUUGAUUUGUUUGAAGGAAGGGCACCACCUGUCAAUUUCACGGUGAAUGGAAAUAAAUACGGCAUGGCUUACUAUCUCACUGAUGGCAUUUAUCCUAAAUGGGCUACUUUUAUUCAGUCUAUUACUGAAUCGCAAACAGCAAAAGUAAGGUUAUUUGCCCAACAUCAAGAAGCAGCAAGAAAGGAUGUGGAGCGAGCAUUUGGGGUGUUGCAAGCUCGAUUUGCAAUAAUUAGAAAGCCCUCACUUGCUUGGAAUGAAGAACGACUCUCUGAUAUAAUUACUUCUU
Amaranthus tricolor (Joseph's coat) is the source of this 337-nucleotide messenger RNA. RefSeq lists its product as uncharacterized. The annotation marks the transcript as partial. The transcript has a single exon. NCBI's taxonomy places the organism in Eukaryota, Viridiplantae, Streptophyta, Magnoliopsida, Caryophyllales, Amaranthaceae. The record is from RefSeq and is a predicted model, not a curated record.